UUCCCAAUCCAGUGCUGGGUGCCGGCAACAUUUACGGAACCAAUGGAACAGUAUACGGAGAAUUACUGUUGGGUACAAAAUACUUAUUUCCUGCCCCUGCAUGAUUAUAUCCCUCAUAAUUAUGCUGAACGGGAAAACAGGCAGAUUGGUUAUUAUCAGUGGGUACCAUUUGUGCUUGCGCUGGAAGCAUUGCUCUUCUAUGUACCUACAAUCGUUUGGAGGCUGCUCAGCUGGCAGUCAGGUAUCCAUGUGCAGUCACUGGUGCAAAUGGCGUGCGACUCGCGGUUACUUGAUUUGGACUCCAGAAACAGGGCUUUACAGACCAUUGCUACAAAUGUCGAGGAGGCACUUCAUGUAAAACAUCAAGUGAUGGGUGGGAAUCGAUUGAAACUGCUAAAUUUGAUUAUUUGUACACGGAGCAGUGGUGCUGCUGUGACAUUUUUGUACAUUUCGGUGAAAAUUCUUUAUACGGUAAAUAUCGUGGGACAAAUUUUUUUGCUCAACACGUUUUUGGGCAAUCGCAGCAGGUGGUACGGAUUGCAGGUGCUAAAUGAUUUGAUGAAUGGACGUGAAUGGGAAGAAUCGGGGCAUUUCCCUCGCGUUACACUAUGCGAUUUCGAAGUCAAGGUACUGGGUAAUGUUCAUCGGCAUACAGUGCAAUGUGUUUUGAUGAUAAAUAUGUUCAAUGAGAAGAUAUUUUUGUUUCUAUGGUUUUGGUAUUUCUUGCUUGCCGGUGCGACUGUUUGCUCGCUUUUUUACUGGAUCUACAUCUCCAUUGUUCCCAGCAGGUUUGAUUCAUUUCUUGGCUCAUUAUGUAGAAUUGAGUAG
Messenger RNA from Gongylonema pulchrum, 828 nucleotides. NCBI's taxonomy places the organism in Eukaryota, Metazoa, Nematoda, Chromadorea, Rhabditida, Gongylonematidae. The record is from the annotation of a GenBank genome assembly.